Messenger RNA from Priceomyces carsonii, 1597 nucleotides. RefSeq names its product Kel1p (gene KEL1). The transcript has a single exon. The annotation marks the transcript as partial. NCBI's taxonomy places the organism in Eukaryota, Fungi, Ascomycota, Pichiomycetes, Serinales, Debaryomycetaceae. The record is from RefSeq and is a predicted model, not a curated record. Gene Ontology annotation, molecular function: protein binding.
AUGGCAAGGUUUAAGUUCGGUAAGAAGAAGAGAGAUAACAAAGCGGACACGACCAUGACAACAGGUGAAUUCGAAGGACGUCCCAGGUCUACGGCAGAUUUAGGCACUAAAAAUUAUGAUGUUGACGUAGGUAGUGGUGGUCAUUCUUCAGCAUUGGCCUCAGGCUUAGCUUCUAGGAACAUGUCUAUCAAAAAUAAGCGAGCCGUGGCAGCAUCUACGAGGAAAUCUCCUUGGAAGAGGCACAAAUUAUUCAAUUCCCCUUUUCCCAGGUAUAGGCAUGCUGCUGCUUCUAUCUCCAGUGAAAAGUCUGAGAUAUUUUUGAUGGGUGGAUUGAAAGAAGGGGCUGUUUUUGGUGAUACUUGGAAAAUUGUCCCUCAAGAGUCAGAUGACGGGGAAAUCAAUACGUUUAUUGCUAAGAACAUAGAAAUUAUCAAUCUUAAUAAUCCACCGGCAAGAGUUGGUCAUUCCGGCGUAUUGUGUGGUAAUGCUUUUAUUAUAUUUGGUGGCGAUACCGUUGAUACGGAUUUUAAUGGUUUCCCAGAUAAUAAUUUCUACUUGUUUAACACCAAUAAUAACAAAUAUACUAUUCCUAGCCAUAUAUUAAACAAACCAAAUGGAAGAUAUGGCCACACUAUUGGUGCCCUUUCGUUAAAUAGUUCAUCAUCUAGGCUUUAUUUAUUUGGUGGCCAGUUAGAGCAAGAUGUCUUCAAUGAUCUAUACUUUUUCGAAUUAAAUACUUUUAAGAGCCCAAAAGCAAGAUGGGACUUGGUGGAGCCAUUACACAACUUUAAGCCCCCACCUUUGGCUAACCAUUCGAUGUCGGUUUAUAAGAAUAAAAUUUAUGUCUUUGGUGGAGUCUAUAAUAAUGAAAAAGUAUCUAAUGAUUUAUGGUGUUUUGAUGCUCUAAGUAACAAAUGGUCACAGAUUGAAACUACUGGCGCUGUUCCAUUACCCGUUAAUGAGCACUCAAGUUGUAUUGUUAAUGAAAAACUUUAUAUUUAUGGUGGUAAUGACUUUAGUGGGAUAAUUUACAAUUCUUUACAUGUUUUAGACUUACAUACCUUAGUCUGGUCUAAGUUGACUGAAGAGGGUGAGAUUAAUGGACCAGGCUCAAGGUGUGGUCAUACAAUGACUUAUUUGCCUAGAUAUAAUAAAAUCAUCAUAAUGGGAGGAGAUAAGAACGAUUAUGUUGUUAGUGAUCCCUCUGAUUUUGAAGCGUAUGACGAUUACACUGGUGAGGAUGUCGGAACAAUGAUUUAUGAAUUAGACUUAGAUGUCAUCGAUCAGUUCACAGGUGAGUCUAAAGCUUUCACGAAGCCAACACCAGGAAGGUCGGAAGGGGUCUUGGCAGCCUCUACUACUGGCACUGGUGUCACCAAUGCUGGACAAGGUGGGACUGAAAGCAUUGUGGCAAAAUCUCAAGGAUAUGAUAGAAGAGCAAGAAGCUUUUCUGGUGGUCCGGAAGAUUUUAAAACUCCUAACGGUUCUCCUGAUAGAAUACCCAAGGCUAAUACCGAUAAGUUUGUCGAUGUUGAUGUGCCAUCAGGAACUAUAUCGGGCAACGAAUCUUCUGAAGAUGUUUCUUUCCAAAAAGAUG